This is a messenger RNA of Danaus chrysippus (African queen), 927 nucleotides long. NCBI's taxonomy places the organism in Eukaryota, Metazoa, Arthropoda, Insecta, Lepidoptera, Nymphalidae. The record is from the annotation of a GenBank genome assembly.
AUGGAUGAUCAAGCAUGUCCCCGUUGUAAAACAACGAAAUACAGAAAUCCAUCACUAAAGUUGAUGGUAAACAUUUGUGGCCAUGCUUUAUGCGAAAGUUGUGUUGAUUUAUUGUUUUUAAAAGGAUCUGGUUCUUGUCCUGACUGCAAUGUUCCGUUACGUCGUAGUAAUUUUCGUGUACAGCUUUUCGAAGAUUCCAUGGUGGAAAAAGAAAUGGAUAUAAGAAAACGUGUUCUUAAAGAUUUCAACAAAAAAGAGGAGGAUUUCGCAACACUCAGAGAAUAUAACGAUUAUUUAGAAGAAAUAGAAGUUAUAAUAUAUAAUUUAGUCAAUAACAUAGAUGUUGUCGGAACAAACAAAAGGAUAGAACAAUAUAAAAAGGAUAAUAAAGAACUUAUUAUGAAAAACAAAGCCAAGAUCGGUAGGGAAGAAAUAGAAUUAGAGGAAAUAUUAGAGAAUGAAAAACAAAUGGAGGAAUUUAGACGACAGGAAAUAGCUAAAAUGGAGGAUGAGGCAAAAAAACAGAAAAUAAGGGAAAAAGAGGCUCUGAUAGAUGAAUUAAUGUUUGCCGAUGGUGAUGCUAAAGAUAUAUUGAACACAUUCGCACAAACAGUGGCAAAUAAACAAGAAGAAGUUGUACCGCUGCUACCUAAAGUGACACAAUUUUCAUCGGGUGUGAAAUUCACAAGAGGUUCAAGCCAAGCAUUACCUAUAAUAGAAGAAGGGCCUCUUUAUAAAUAUGAACCGUUAGAAAUACCUGAUAGAUGUGGACCCGACCCUCCCUCGUUAGAAGAGAUCAUGAAAAAUGGUUUUCUGCAUCAUGUUAGAGCAGAGAACGAGACAGAGAAAGCAGGUGGCUAUACAUCUACUCUACCAUGUUUGAGAGCACUACAAGAUGCUCUGUCAGGCCUCUACCAUGCUAGCUGA